Messenger RNA from Perkinsus marinus ATCC 50983, 656 nucleotides. RefSeq lists its product as hypothetical. The transcript is spliced from 6 exons. The record is from RefSeq and is a predicted model, not a curated record. The annotation marks the transcript as partial. NCBI's taxonomy places the organism in Eukaryota, Perkinsozoa, Perkinsida, Perkinsidae.
AUGUUCUCAGAAGCUUUUGACGCAACGGCACUGCCCAAGUCCCACGGCAUGUCCAAAACCGCCAAGGUCGUCGCUGGAGCCACCGCCUGUACAUUAGCAGUUGGAGCUGGCUUCUACCUUUAUAACCGUCGACAACGGGUGCGCAAGAGCGAGGUGGAGAGGUUGGCUUCUCUGGAUCUCGAGAAGUUGAAGCUCAUCACUGAUGAUCUGCUUGUCGACAUGCACAGUGUUCUCAUGGAGAUGGCUCAGAUGACUCAACGGGUGAGAACCGCCUUGACCCAGAAAGGACUGUCGAAUCAAAUGACGGACGAUCAGCUCACCGAGAUGAUACUUCAGCAGGGUAUUCAGCAGAAGCUCGAGGACACCCAGAAGCAAGUUCUGAAGAAAUAUGGUGUUACAGCUGAGGAGGUUGAGGCAGCGCAGAAGCGGUACGAAAGUGAUGAGCAUAUCCAGCAAUUUGAGAAGGGCAUUGACGCUAUGUUCGCCUCGGCGACUAAGGGGAAGAUGCCCAUCAUUCCGGGAUUUGAGAUGCCCGAGGCACUCACAGUGGACAUGUGUUUGAAGAUCCUCGAGGCUGUGAAUACGGAGAAGUUGGCGAGGUUCCGCAAGACCCUCAAGGAGUUCUGGCAGAAGCAUCCUCAUCCUGUUGAUGUAGU